GAAGUGCACUCAUGAAACGAUGAAUCAAGCUCAAGCUGACGCAGAGUUCUUCUGGGUGCAGCAUUCGUUUGGCGCCCUGACGCAGCUGAGCAGCUGCUCUAGGUGAUCUAAUUUUUGAAGUCCAGCCGGCAGGAAUGGGGUGCCUGCAAGGGCGGUUCCCGCUGAGCCGAGGGAGAGAUUAAGGAAAUCGGUCAGGAAGUUCUUGAUGGCGGGCUCAGUUCCGAGAUCGCUGCAGAUCCUGGCAUUGCCGAUCAAAAACCGUGUCUGGGCAUUCCAUGCGAGCUCGCCAGCUGUCCCAGGGAGUGCAACAGCUGGCGGUUUGUCAUUUGCAGGGUUGUGGCAGAGCUUAAAGCAGGCGCAGAGCACACAGGAGCGAGCAGAUCUGUUGGAUGAGUGGGGCACGCAGAAGGCGCAAAACCAAUGGGCCGCCCUCGAGAAGGCUCCCCCCGAAAGUUUCAAAGCGCGCAUUGCUCGCUGGGGCAACGCGCUGAUGCGGCAGGCCCAUCCGGGGGAACAGUUCCUUAAGAGCAUUCCGCGCGAUGUGGGAAUCGUGGAGGUUGUCUACCCGAUGGGACUGAAUCCCACGCUUGUCCGGCGGCGGGUCCGGCUUCUUGCACGGCGGGGCCAGGAAUAUCACCGCUGCUGGACGUACCUCACCGCCGCGGCGCUUCCCCUGUCGUCGAUCCUGUCGAUCCUGCCCCUGCCCAACCUAGUUCUUUUUUACAACCUGUUUCGCGCGCACGCCAACUGGCACGCCUGGAAGGGCGGGGACCACCUAAUGAAAGCUCUCGAACACACGGCGCCGGUGGAAGCGUCCGAGAGCGGCGAAGAACGGGGCCGGGAGUCGGAAGCCGUCCGAAUCCCGUCCGAACCCUCGCCCUCCAAUACGUCCUCAGUGUCCAAAACGGCAGGCCUUUUGAGUCAAGAGUGUAAUAAUUCUACUGGGAAGCCUGAUCAGAAUGGAACCAGACCAGAUUUGAAAAUUUUAGGCGAUGCAAACGUUGCUUUCAGCCGUUCGGACGCUGUUUCGAGCGAGGGCGAUGAUUCGGACGGCGUUCCGAGCACUCCGGACACUUCCUUGGAUGGAUCGGACGGGAAGAACGGUGCCCAAGCGUCCGAGGCCGCUGAAGUUGUCCGCAACUUGCGCUUCGGACGGAUGAUCUUCCGCCCCUCCAAGAGCCUAGCGGAAUUGGCUCCAACCUUGGUCGAUGCCAGGGGGAUCCCCGUGCUAGCCAGUCUAAGUGAGGAGCGGAUAGCACGGAUAUGUAAAGAUCUCGGUCUAGAAGAAACGUUGAUUCUGAGGUGGAGAGAUGUGGCCAAAGCGACGGCACCUUAACAACCAGUGCUUACUACUGCGUAACUUAGAAGCGGAGUAUCUCACGUUUACUUCGGUUGUUGAUCAAGGAGCGCCAUGAUUCUGGCAGAUAAUUUUGAAGGUGCAUGAUAGGCUUGAGUGGUCCCAUUGACCGGUUUUGCUAACGUGGAAGGUAUAGCGGUGUUCGUCGUCCACAGUUGCUCAUAUGCAACGUUGUUAGCAUACUCUUUGAAAUUUUGCAUGGGCAUGGGCGGCUGGGCGGUUGAGGUUAAAGCCUUUUUUUGAUGAGUCGGAC
Molecule: messenger RNA, 1610 nt
Organism: Klebsormidium nitens
Lineage: Eukaryota; Viridiplantae; Streptophyta; Klebsormidiophyceae; Klebsormidiales; Klebsormidiaceae
Source: the annotation of a GenBank genome assembly